Molecule: messenger RNA, 1298 nt
Organism: Anarrhichthys ocellatus (wolf-eel)
Lineage: Eukaryota; Metazoa; Chordata; Actinopteri; Perciformes; Anarhichadidae
Product: gastrula zinc finger protein XlCGF8.2DB-like
Exons: 1
Coding region: 84-1013 (309 amino acids)
Biological process (GO): regulation of transcription by RNA polymerase II
Cellular component (GO): nucleus
Molecular function (GO): DNA-binding transcription activator activity, RNA polymerase II-specific; RNA polymerase II cis-regulatory region sequence-specific DNA binding
Source: RefSeq, a predicted model, not a curated record
ACUCUUCUGGACCUGAGACUGAUGACAGUGAUGAUUGGAAGGCGACCAGAGAACCUCAGUCAGGUGGCCGUGAGGCAAAUCUGAUGACUCAUAAGAAAACUCACACAGGAAAGAAACCAUUUGGUUGCUCGGUUUGUGGUAAAAGUUUUUCCCAGCGUUAUUACGUAAAGACACACAUGACAUGUCAUUCGGGAGAGAAACCAUUCAGUUGUUCAGUUUGUGGUAGAGGUUUUUCUCAAAAAACACACUUAUCGAAACACAUGAUAUAUCAUUCAGGUGAGAAGUCAUUUAGUUGCUCUGUGUGCAGCAAAAGAUAUGCACAAAAGGGGUAUCUGUUAUACCACAUGACCAUGCACACGGGGGAGAAACGGGUAAAAUGUGGGGUUUGUGACAAAAGGUUUACUUGGCAUUAUCAGCUCAAAAAACACGAUUGCGUCGGUGGCUCCUCACAGAUUCAACAAAACCAAACUGAGGAGAGCAGAGAGACGGAGCAUCUAGCCAGCAGCUCAACUGUUCCUGCUGAUGUGGGAUUUAAUGACACUGACUCUGACACCUCUGAACCUGAGACCAGAGACAGUGAUGAUGAUUUGAAGGAGACCAGAGAACCUCAGUCACGUUUAAACUCUUUAAAAAAUGACGAAGCCACCGUCAGCGAUUCGCAAUGUAGCGCUAGUGAGAAACCAUUUCGCUGCUCUGAGUGUGGGAAAGGAUUUGGCCUCAAGGGUUCUCUGAAGAGACACAUGAGGUCUCACACGGGAGAAAAACCUUUUAGCUGCUCAGUGUGUGAGAAGUCUUUUGGGUGGAGAGGGAGUUUACAGGUUCACAUGAGGAAUCACACGGGAGAGAAACCGUUCAGCUGCUCUGCGUGCGGUAAAGGUUUUAGCCGCAAGGCAAAUCUGAAGAAACACAUGAGGACUCACACAGGAGAGAAACCAUUUAGUUGCUCCAUUUGCGGUAAAAACUUCCAGCGCAAGGACCACAUAGUUCGUCACAUGGUAACCCACACAGAGUAGAAACCAUUCAGCUGCAGCUGAUGGAGAGGAAUAUGGAUAGUUGGGUACGUUCACGCUUGAACUGAUACUUGUACUCGAUAGUACCUUUUAUCGGUAUGCUUUACUUUCUCCGUAUUAACAAAAAAUGUUUUUUCCGUUGUAAAAAUGAGUCCAACCUUCUCAUUUUCAACGUUAUUUAUUUAGAACAAGGAACUUUCAUCAAGUGUUGAUUCUAGCGCCCCCUGUGGACUAAAGUGGUAGUGUAUCUGAGCACCAGACUCUCUUUAGAAAACCUCUCAUGUUACU